GGACUGCAGUCACAGUCUUCCUGGUUGCAGGCGUGAGGGAGCUGGCUCACUGUACCAUUUCUCGGUCGACAUUACUUGGUGUCAGAAGACGGACGGAUCCAACGUGACUGCCUCCUCGACUCUGGAGCUGCCAUUGGAUUUGAGUGCAGCACCUGCUAGAGCCCCUUGCACUCUGUCAUUUCCCUGGUGGACCCAGGUUUCUGUUGGAGAUCAUGGAUAUUGAAGCAUAUUUUGAAAGAAUUGGUUAUAAAAACUCUAGGAAGAAAUUGGAUUUGGAAACGUUAACUGACGUCCUUCAGUACCAGAUCCGAGCCGUCCCCUUUGAGAAUCUUAACAUCCAUUGUGGGGGAGCCAUGGAGCUGGGCAUAGAGGCCAUUUUUGAUCAAGUUGUGAGAAAGAACCGAGGGGGGUGGUGUCUCCAGGUCAAUCACCUUCUGUACUGGGCUCUGACCACAAUGGGAUUUGAGACCACAAUUUUGGGAGGUUAUGUUUACAACAGUCUAGUUGAUAAAUAUAGCAGCAGGAUGAUUCACCUCUUGCUGCAGGUGACCAUCGGUGGCAGAAACUACAUUGUGGAUGCUGGGUUUGGAAGAUCCUACCAGAUUUGGCAGCCUCUGGAGCUUAUUUCUGGGAAAGAUCAGCCUCAGGUCCCUUGUAUCUUCCGCCUGACACAGGAGGGAGAAAUGUGGUCCCUGGAUCAAAUCAGGAGAGAGCAGUACCUUCCAAACCAAGAGUUUCUUAAUUCUGAUCUCCUGGAGAAAAAUAAAUACCGGAAAAUCUACUCCUUCACUCUUGAGCCUCGAACAAUUGCAGAUUUUGAGUCUGUGAAUACAUUCCUUCAGACAUCUCCAGCCUCUGUGUUUACAAGCAAAUCCUUUUGUUCCUUGCAGACACCAGAAGGAGUUCACUGUUUAGUGGGCUUCACUCUCACCUAUAGAAAAUUCAAUUAUAAGGAAAAUAUGGAUCUGGUAGAGUUUAAGACCCUGAAUGAGGAAGAAGUAGAAGAGGUGCUGAGAAAUCUCUUUAAUAUUUACUUGGAAGGAAAGCUUGUCCCCAAACAUGGUGACCGAUUUUUUACCAUUUAAGGUAAAAAGCAAAGAUUAGUAUUCAGUUCAAAAAUAGACCUCUGCAUUUAUGGCCAAUUAAUUUUUGACAAGGCUGCCAAGUCCACUCAAUUGGGAAAGAAUAGUCUCUUCAACAAAUGGUGCUAGGAGAACUGGAUAUCCAUAUGCAAAAGAAUGAAGGAGAACCCCUAU
Molecule: messenger RNA, 1256 nt
Organism: Choloepus didactylus (southern two-toed sloth)
Lineage: Eukaryota; Metazoa; Chordata; Mammalia; Pilosa; Megalonychidae
Product: arylamine N-acetyltransferase 1
Exons: 3
Coding region: 213-1085 (290 amino acids)
Molecular function (GO): acetyltransferase activity
Source: RefSeq, a predicted model, not a curated record